CUUCGUACCUUCAAGGUUUCACGUGAGUGUAGAAGAGAUUCAUGGACGUUCCUCUACGAAGGGUGUUCUUGACUGUCAAGCCAUAGCCUAGCUAGCUGCGAGUAAACUGAGCUGAUAAGCUUUCAUCUAGUGGCUUCCCUGGCCUCCUCGCGCAGGUAGAGAGUGUGUGGAGGACCGAGGAGCGGGGAAUGGCGCAGGGGAACGAAGACGUGGCCAAGUUCUACUGCACCAAGCACUCGUGGAGGGGCAAGUACAAGAGAGUGUUCUCCAUAGGGACCAAGGCAAUCACUACAUACAACCCCAACACUCAUGAAGUCACCAAUCAGUGGUGUUACAAUGAGUUUUGUGGGGGUAUUGCUCCUAGUCCCAAGGCCAGCAAUGAAUUCAUCAUCACCAUGAAGAAAGGAAGGAAGACUCAGCAGAUGACCUUCUCGACUGAGUUCAGACCUGAGGUCCUCACUCGCACUCUGAUGUUCAGUCCGUUGUUCUGUGAGCAACCUCGAAAUGAAACAGACAAGAGGUUUGAUGCAGCCAAGUUCCACUGGGACGAGGCCAAAGUCAAGGUCCUCCUAGUGGUUCGCAGGUACUGUGUGAGUCAGGUGGACAUCACUGGCCACACUCUCACUGACUACAAGUACAAAGACAUCGAGUACAUGGCAAAGGUUGCAGAUCAUCCGGGAGCCUUUGUUGUGGCUGCUGGCGGAUUUGGACGACUGCACAUGUUCCUGACAGAGCAGAGAGAUGAUGUCAUGAAAGCCAUAAUCCUUGCCUCUCGCAGCAACAUUGGAUACGAGAUAGCUGUUCACAGAGACCUCAUCACACAGCAUGACUUCCUGGAGAGGAGACUCGGCAAGUACAGUGAUGAUGACUCCAUUACGUCACUUACAGAGUUCAAAGUUCAGAAACACACUCCUAGAUACCUGGUCAGUGGGUGAUGAUGUAAUGUCGUGUGAUCAUCACAUGACCAUCAUGUGUCAGGAGCCGGCUCCGAGGAUCCUGGCCUCUCAGAGAAGCUGUUAUAAUAGAGAGAGACCCCUCCACUUACAUUGUCGUUACCAUACGACCACUCAGUGAGGUGUUUGCUCUGAUUCGCUCACACCAAUGAUCCCCAGAGGUUCAGCAUUGAGUACGUCAAUGGCAUCGUCAGGAAAUACAGUGCUACUGAAAGAGAUGCCCUGCUGUGCAGUAUCCUGGAUGGAGUGAGGGCCAGUGGGAACAGAGACGUCUGUGUGAAGAUGACACGCACCAACCGAGGCCAGAGACUGGGGCCACUCCAUCUGCCUGUGGAGGAGGAGGUAGAGAGCCAGUACCUCAAAUACCUCGUCAACACUCCUCCAUCGGUGCAGUUCCAUGAGGCAGUGGAGAAGUUCAACUCCAACGUGGUUUACAGUGGCCUCAACCAUGCAGUGUCUUCUGAGGGUAUGUUUCAGAGAACAGGAGAAGCUCAUCAAAGGAUCCCUCACACCCACUGCUGAUGAAGGAAGGAGACCAGAAUUCCCUCCCAAAUGACAGACUAGAAGAACAGUUCCAUGCCCUCAGAGACUAGUGGCCUCCAAGGCUGGCUACGAGGCCUUCACCUCCCUCACCAAUUUCAGGGAGAUAGUUGGGAAGAAGGUGGUUCGAGCCCUCCGCAGGAAGGACGACGGGAUCAGCCAUGCCUCUGUGGACUUCUUGUGCGCCCUCAUGCAGCCCAUGCACGACAACUACGACCUGAGACAGGAGCAGAUGAACAAGUCCUCUCUCCUCUCCAGCAAACCGUUCCUGGAGAUGGUGCUGGAACCUCUCAAGACACACGUGCAACUUGGGACAGGAGCACUGGUAGUCAGCUCCAUCCUCGAUUUCUUCACAUUUGCCGUCUGUCCUCCCUACAGUGAGACAACUGAAGCAGAGAAGUUUGACAUGGUUUUGGAGCUCAUUUCUGGUCUGGGAAGAACAGUGUUCAAACUCUUUCAGCACCCUUCUCUGGCCAUCGUGAAGGCUGCUGGACUCAUCAUGAAGGCCAUCAUUGAGGAGGGGACGCCGGAGAUGGCGAAGAAGAUGCAGGACCUGGCGCUGGCAGAGGGAGCUCUCCCCCGGCACCUCCACACCUCCCUCUUCACCGCUUCCAGCGACAACAGACUCCUCACUCACAGAGCCAUGGCUGCCAAACCCUCCACUGCUGCCGAGAAAGCUCUCCAGAAGAUCCAGGACCAGGUCACCUGUGGGAUAUGUCUGGAGCCCUACAAACAGCCGAGGCUGCUCAAGUGUUUCCACGUGUAUUGCGAGCAGUGCCUGCAACGUCUGGUACGUGGGGGACGAGAGGGACAGAGUCUCCCAUGUCCACAAUGUCGCCAGGACACUCCACUGCCAGUGGGCGGAGUCCCGGGGCUCCAAGGAGCCUUCUACAUCCACUACCUCUUCGACAUCCAAGACGCCCUCAAGAAAGUUUGCAUGCCAGCGCUGCAAGGAAAUCCAUCAAGAUUGGGAAGAAUUAAAAACCCACGAAUUUAUCGACCUAAACACCUUGACAGAGGAUGUGACAACCCUCGUUCCUCCUCUCAAGAAGACUCUGUUUUGUACCACUCAUCCGUCAAAGAAGGCAAAGCUCUACUGCGAGACGUGCGACGAGUUGAUAUGUCGAGACUGCAUCGUUCGUGUUCAUCGCGACCACCAGUACGAUCUGGUGCCCGAGUCAUUUGCCAAGCAAGAGAAAGUGAUCGUGGACUCUCUCAAGCCAGUGGAAGAACAGAUUGCUACGUUAGAAAGAGCCAUUGAGUCGGUGGGCACUCGAUGUACUGCAGUCGUAGAACAGAAGACGGCUGUGGUGGCAGAGAUCCGGACUGCCAUGGCACACCUGCGACAAGCUCUAGAGGCGAGGGAGACAGAGCUGGUGGGUCAAGCUGAGCAGGCAGCACAGCAGAAACUGAAG
Geodia barretti is the source of this 2908-nucleotide messenger RNA. NCBI's taxonomy places the organism in Eukaryota, Metazoa, Porifera, Demospongiae, Tetractinellida, Geodiidae. The record is from the annotation of a GenBank genome assembly.